Molecule: messenger RNA, 5817 nt
Organism: Diachasmimorpha longicaudata
Lineage: Eukaryota; Metazoa; Arthropoda; Insecta; Hymenoptera; Braconidae
Product: collagen alpha chain CG42342-like
Exons: 21
Coding region: 603-2420 (605 amino acids)
Biological process (GO): extracellular matrix organization
Molecular function (GO): extracellular matrix structural constituent conferring tensile strength
Source: RefSeq, a predicted model, not a curated record
UCGUGCUGCGACCGUCUAACCGUGAGCCUCGCGAGUGUCAAAUUUCGGUUCAUCGGGAUCACGAGUGCAAUCAAGUGUAACAAAUUCAAUCUGACAUUGAGUGGAGAAAAAAAGAAAUCUGUGAAAGUCAUGUCAUCACAAUAAUUCAAUUGAAUUUUCCCGCCAUUUCGGAGAGGGGGUGGACGACUGUCUCGUGAUUGGACAGAGUGGCUUUCGCACCAUUAGUUGGUUGUUUAUCGUUUAACAGGUGUAAUCACACCGUCACCGAUAAUUGGACUGUUUAGUUACUCGAAUUUUCCCUCUGUCCCGUGGGAAAGGAAAAUUGUGAGGGCAUUUUCUGGUGUCAUCGCGUGAUUAAUUCAUUAGGGGUAGAUUUUAUUAUCAUGACGAUGAUUUCCUGAAGUGCAACGGUGAGCAUUGAUAAUGACUGACAGAUGGACAGUGGUGUUACGAGUUAUGUAGUUCAGUUUAUUGUCUUUAAGACUGAUUGUAAUUUAAGGGAUUGAUAGGAGAGAAAGUGAUCGAUUGUAUUUGUAAAUUUUGGGUGGGUUAGGGGGUCGGUUCUGGGAAUUUAUCGCGUGUUAGUGGUAAACACAAACACGAUGGAGACCAACGAGAAUUGGCCGGGUCGGAAGGUAAUCGAGGCAACAGUGCCCAAAAAAUUUCGAAAAGAGGCUAAUCGAAUGGAUGUUAGUGGACUUAAUUGGGCAAUGCUGUUUCUGUGUGUGGGGAGUCUUGGGAUUUCGGGAAUACUUGCUUAUCGUGAAUUGCAAUUAGAAGCGAGGAUACAGAGUCUCGAGGCGCGCUGCGAUCAUCAGGAAACGUCGGAGGUCAUCAUUAAGAGGCUUCGACGUGAAGUGCAGGAGGCAUUCCUUGGACAAAAGAUUCCGUAUCCGGAGUCACCCAUGUUCAGGAUUAAGAGGGAUGUCGGCGAUUGCAACUGUCCACCCGGACCACCCGGUGAGCCAGGACCUCCUGGGAAAAGAGGGAAAAAGGGAAGGAAGGGUGACUCUGGGGAGCCCGGUGCACAGGGUGUAGCGGGGACCGCGGGCAAGAAUGGUUUUCCGGGGCCGAUUGGUUUGGAUGGACCCAAAGGAGAUCCGGGUCGACCCGGUGACAAAGGACAGAAAGGCGAGCUUGGAAGUCCAGGCUUUGAUGUCUUCUCGGCUGUAAAGGUAUCUACCAUAAACAAUGGGGACUCUAUCAGAAAAAAAAUACUACUAUUCGGAAGAACGUAUCAUACGGGAUUGGGGUUAAAGAGAUCGGUGACAACACUGCGCGGUGGAACGCUUGGCUACGCCGAAAUCGUCGCCCUAAAGGGCCUCCAGGAACGUGGCCAUAAUAUCUCAGCGCAGACCAUCAUCCAGCUUAAAGGAGAGCCAGGAGAACCAGGACCUCCUGGACCCCCUGGAGUCCAAGGUGUAGAGGGAAUAGCUGGACAAGACGGUAGACAAGGAAUCCCUGGAGAAGUUGGGCCUGCAGGAGAGAAGGGUGAUGCCGGACCUAUCGGACCAGAAGGACCCGUCGGCCCACCGGGGCCAGCAGGACUCAAAGGAGCAACGGGGCGAGUCGGUAUCAGAGGCUUUCCAGGACGACGUGGUGACAAAGGCGACAAGGGUGAGAGAGGCUUCACGACAUCGCUGGACGGAAAACAGAUUCCUCUUGGGACUUUCGAGGGACCACCAGGUCCCCCAGGACCUCCCGGACCUCAGGGAGAAAAGGGAGAGUUAGGUCCCACUGGUCCACCCGGACCGGUCGGCGAGAAGGGCACACGGGGUAAACACGGCAAGAAGGGUAUCAAUGGAGAAUGCCGUUGUACGAGAGCCGCGAUUGGCCAGCGAUUGGCCGGUCCAAAGGGUGAGCCCGGGGAGAGAGGCGCCAUGGGCUUUGAGGGUCCACCAGGACCUAAAGGAGACUAUGGACCGCAAGGAUUACCAGGAGUUGACGGAGUUAAUGGAGAGCAUGGCAUACAGGGUCCGCCAGGACAGCCGGGACUGUCAGGACCUAAAGGGGAGAAAGGAGAGUACGGUGACAUCGGACCUCCAGGGCUCAUGGGCCCUCCUGGGUUACCAGGUCCUCCGGGAGCGCCGGGUCUCAGGGGAGAAAAAGGAGAGAAGGGAGAAUCGAAGUACAAAAAGUUGAGAAGAAGACAGGGGGAUGGAACGUUUGAAGUCAAUGCCGGUGAAGUGAUAAUGGGACCUCCAGGUCCUCCAGGACCACCUGGCUCAGCCGGCUUACAAGGGCCACCGGGUAUUAAGGGGGAUAGAGGACAUGAUGGUGCCAAAGGCGAACCUGGUGAGAAAGGCAGUAAGGGAGACCCCGGUCCAAUGGGACUGCCUGGGCCAAUGGGCCUCAGAGGAGAGUCUGGUCGGCCGGGUGACUCUGGUAAACCCGGUGCCUCGCAGGUUGGCCCGUGGUGAUCCGCUAACAACUAACACGGGGAUAGGUAUCUUCUACACCAACAACAACAGCCCACAACAUUGAAAUGGGAUAACCGACAAUAACCUAUCUAACAAGUGCACGAUUAUUAGUCAACCAAAAGAGUUAUUGCACUAAACAUAAACAGAGAAUUGUACUUACACCCUUAACGGCCCUCGCCGAUAAAAAUCGAGAGCCCUAGAUCGUAAUCAAAAUAAUUGGAAAUUCGAUCAUCAUCAUCAGCCCCUCCUUACCACCAAAUAAGAUGAGAUAUUAACGGUCUUGUGACUAGCCACAAGGCUUUGACCCCCAACAAUUGUAACAUCGACUACCCCUCAAAAGAAAAUCAUAUUAUGUAAAAAAAUAAUAAGCGCCAUCCCACCGUGGACGCGUGCAUAUAAAUAUAUAUUUAUAUAUAUUUUGUCACUGGAUUAAGACGCAGUAUCGUGCAGUUAACGGUGCAUAAAAUUUGAACGUUAUCCUAAACGUCAUUAAGUACUGAUAAUUGAACAUACUGUAAUUCAUAUUUGCCAACAGACUUUCAUACCAAAAAAUAAAUGAAAAACUUAAAAAAAAAAGAUACUUAAGAGGUCCUCAUAUGAAAUGUGGGCUCUGCGGUGCUGAUAAGAGGUGACACGCUGCCGAUAAACUUUAACGAAAGAACAAAGAAAAAAAUAUUUAACAACAAAAGCUCACUUUCUAACUUUAUUCCUAUAUGUCUGUGUAUCUAUCUCUUCUCGUUCUACUUGUAUUCUAUCAAAUGAAAAAUACAUUAUUUCGAUGAAAUCGUGUAUUAGACGUGUGUGUCGCUAAACGACACACCGGAGACGAUGAAUAAAGCGAAGUGAUGUGAUCUGAUGGUCAAUGACACCAAUGUAUGUCAAAAAAAUAUGUAUAAUGUAUACCUCCAUUUUCAAUUCUUUUGACUCGACGAGAAACUAUCAACUAUAUGUCCUUUCUGAGAUUAAGAGCGAGUGUAUUAUAUUAUAUGAUAAAGAGAAGGUGAGGGGAUUGAAGAAAAGGUAAACUUCAUGUAAUUUCUGCGCAGAGAGAAAAGUUGGAUGAAAAUUGCCGAGAAAAUCGUGGCUAAUUUUACUGCACAAUGGGUAGCCGCGGAGUGGAAUAAAAUUCAAUAAAAAAAUACCUGCUUGUGAAGCUUAUAUUACGAUUCGUUCGGUAAAGGAAGAAAACAUACGUUCACGAAUGCGAAAAUUAUCCUCCUGUAUAGCAGGCUCCCGUUGUAGUCACAUUUCCCAUUAUAUUCAUUUUUCCCCGCUCAGCGGAUUUCCCUACACCCAUACCCACACCCCCUGAAGAACCAAUUCCAACAUUAUUUUCGAGAUGAAAUUGUCUGAAUUAAAAAAACAACAACGAAAAAAAAAUAGCAAACCAUGAAUUUUUCAUCAUGAAAUUCAGUCGUAUCCAAACCGUCAUGGAGGGGGAUUCUAGUUGUUUCUGGUUGUGAGAUAGGGUGAGUUAGAUAAUAAAACAAGAUAAAAAUUUUUAGAAACUGCAAAUUGGGGUUAAUAACGUAAAACACACAAAUGCAUAAUUCACGAUAUCGUCUCGUUCUUUUUCCCCUACGCAACGUACAAAACUACUGAAAAUCGAGGUCGCUCUAUGAUCACUUGACUUGUACGAUAAUUUAUCUCCAACUUUUUUCUCAGUGUAAUCGCAUUUGUCCCGUUCGUGGUGGCAAAUCCAUUAGACGAUAAUUAACCGAGAUAUAUCGAGUGUUAAUAAUUGUCUGAUGUAUGAUGAGAAUAAAUCCAACGACGAAUGUGACGAGUCAACAUCCAGGGAGAAAUAAAAUGCCCAGCAUCUCCACAUUGUAAAUAAAACAUAUGCAGCCUAGAGAGAAAAACCGUCUAGAUUGCAGGGCUAUUUAGAUAGAUAUGAAAUGAAACAUUUUUUUUUAUUCGAUUGAAUUGAAUAGUAUAAAUUGAAGGGAGUUAAGAGGGAUAUUCAAUAAAAUUUGUAGUACCUCCUGAGGACUGCUGACUCGAUGUUCGAGCGUUUGGAAAAUUGAGCGCAAUCAAGAAAUCUAUUCAUCGAGAUAUUCACGGUUUUUUUUUUCUUCUAGAGUUAUAACGUUGAUUGAGAAAAUAAAAUGGGAAGUAUAAAUAAAAGAUACAUUGAUUGUAUAACUGCGUAUGCGCGAUGGAAAAUGAUGGGGGAAAUAUGGCCUACGAAUCGCUUCUAUUGUCAUUCAGUACUCAACAAGUUGUAAUUGCUAGUUAUUCGAUAUAGGAGACUCCAGUGAGAUUGUAUGUAAAAUUGAUUGAAAGUGAAAUUCACAAACUUGCAUGAUUGAUUGAAUUUGUAUUAUGAGUAUGAGAGGAGUGUUUUUUUAUUGUCAUUUUUUAUGGUUGUUUAUGCAGAAUUUUAUGAAGGGUGAUUCAUUCGUACGAUUUGAUUUAUACGUUUUCUUUCAAAUGCAUUUGGCUCACGCCAUUUAAUUCAACAAUUAUUCCAAUGCAUCACACAGUAAAAAAUAUUGGGGGUCAAAUUGAUAUCACCCACAAGACUUGACCCAGCGUAACUGAUAUUAAUUGUUCGCCAAAUUCAGUGACUCAUUAGAGUCAAAUUAUUGCAAACAUUGCUAUCGUUAAUUUGGAUGAAAUCACGUGGGUUAAAUCAUAUGAAUGAAAUCGUAUGAAACCGAUAGAAAUGACUAUCUCCUCAUAAAUCCUGGCCUCAGACAAACCAACAAUUGAUGCCUCAACGAGACAUAUAAUUUACCUUCAAUUUUCCCUCCCCAAUUGUUCAUCAUUUUUUAUUGUAAUUAUAAUUAUCAAGGAAUGAACAAAAAAUAAGACUUACGCUGGCGUACUCGGUGAGGCUAAAAUUAUGAAUCAGCAAGUAUGUGCGCGACUCUGAUUGCAAUUAUGUUAGUUGUACUUUUAUAUAUAAAAUAGACCUAGAUUGAAACCGUUUUAGUAUUAAGAUUUUUUGGCAAAAGAAAACAUUUGUUUGAGAUAAAAGACGAAGAGAGACAAGGACAUUAACACAUUAAACACGCACACGUACUUCAAUACAAAUAGGAGACACACACCGUGAAAUUUAUUGACGUGAGAGAAUACUAGAGAUUAAUGUAAUCAGAAUUACGUUUAUGUCUCCUCCUUCAGAGUGUAAAAAAAAGGUGAAUGCGAGGAAAAAAAUGUUUGGUAACUAAUGUUAAAUCCAAAAGAAUCUAAUGGAGGAGUCUCUGAUGUCUAUUGAUCAUUAAUAUUAAGCGUAACAUGACAUUUGUUAAUCGACGAAGACAUUUCCAUUACAAAUACGAAGAUGAUGAUAAUCCAUUGUCAAGUUAUGAAAUUUACUAACAGCCACGGAAAUCUGAUGAAUUUUGAUGAAUUGUUUCAUAAUGUCCUGAUUAAUAAACAGAAUGUGCAUGUG